UCACGUCAUUAAAAAAAUAUCCUUCUGUGACCGUCAGUGACCGUCAGAAUUUUUUCGUCAUAAUUUCGUCAUUUUUGUAAAAUUCGUCUAAUUAGUUGUAAAACUGACCGUCAGAAAAUAAAAUGUCAUAGUUUUGUCAGAAAUCUCACGGUCACAAUCGGUCACAAAUUUUCAGCCCGUCAUUUUUUCUGACGGACCGAAUGACGUGACCGUCCAAUGACGGUCACAAAAUUUUUUUUACAUCACUAUGCGUGCCUCAAACUCUCAAACUUUCAAGAACUGCCAAGUUAUCCAAGAUAUUGCCAGUGUGUAUACUAACGAUCAUAAUUUACAUAAUUUUUCACUAAUCAUUUAUAACGGAAAAACGAUAUUUAUAACUUUAAAAUCAGUGACAGUGAUACAUUAAUUUUUCUGCCUAAAAAAAUAGAAAAAAAUUUAAAAAACGACAUUGUAAAUGCCGGGGCGUAUCCCAAAAUUAUUACCAAAUACUCUACAUAUACCUAUAACAAUUUUAAUUUUUCUUAGUUUUCUCUGUAAUCAAUAAAUUAUUAUUAACUUCUAAGAGUCUCCUUUCUCCCCACUAGUUAAAUGAAUCAUCCCGGAACAAAAAAUAAUUUCAACGUCAAAAACCAACUUAAUUCUGAUAAUAUAAAAGUAAUAAUAGCACAAUUAAUAUUAAAUAAUCAAAAAUAAAUUAAGUGUUUGAGUAGUGUAUUGACAAGAAAUUUUCAAAUUAAAUAUCAAAGUAAAAAGAUAAAUACCUAGCCAGUCAAUGUGUGAUUCAGCUGAUGCUUACGUACAAAAGCUCGACUACCUUCACCUUGGAGAUGAUAUUGAUCGAAAAAAUGGCAGCAGUGUCUCUGGAUCAAAACCAGAGGCACAAGUACCAGUAUCAAAACCUCAUCAUCAUCAACAACAACAACAACAACAAAUUUAUCAAACUUAUAAGUCUCAGCAAUAUCGUGAGUCUCGUGCACAGCAUAGAUCUCUGAGCGGAAUCGAUGGAUUUAUUGAUGAUCCACAAGAUCCACGAAUUCAAGAUACUUAUACACCCCGACACCAUACUCAAAAAUCAAUAGAUAAUUUAGAAGCAAAUCAACACGAUCGAAAUCAUAUGCAUAAUGCUCCAUUGUAUGAAAAUAUUGAAUACUAUCCACAGCAAUCACAAAUAACACCAACAAUUCCACCUUAUUAUCAUUCGAUUGAAAAAAAAAGUCCACGAAGUAGUCCAAGAACAUCAUUGGCAUGUGAAUCAUAUGAAGCUAAUUAUCGUAAAGCUCAACCACAAGUACCAACAAGUAAUCGUUAUCAAACAUCAUCACCGGGAAAAGAUCAUUUACCUCCAUAUGAAGCUCCGCCAGUUUAUGAAAAUAUACAAGAAGUUAAUUAUCAUGAUGCUGAUGGACAAAAUAAACCUGGACCCCAAGUAGCUAAUUAUUAUCAUUCCACAAAUAUUAAUGGUGGUGAUUAUGUUGUUAUGACUGGUAAAACUCAACCGCAACAUCAAUCACAACAACAACACCAACAACAACACCAACAACAACGACCAACAAGAGUACAAUCAUUUGAUACAAGUCCAACGAUGAUAUUAUCACGAUAUAUGCCAUCAUCAAAUUCAACUGGUGAUUUACAAAGUGGCAGAAAUGCAUAUGUACCACCAUCAGAACUUCAACAUCCUCCGUCACCAAGAAUGCAUUCUUAUCACAAUGAAUCUCCUCCCAUUAGAUCAAAUGAACAGCAACAACAACUGCAUUAUCGUGUCAAUGCAACAAACGCUGAUAGUCUUUAUAAGCCAAUGAUUGAUAAUAUCGAGGCACAAUAUCGUGAAAAUGGUUCCUAUAAACCACGGAAUUCUAAUUCAUCAAGAUCAAUUCCCUCAACAUACACAACAUUACCAAGAAAUAAGUCUGGAUCUUGGUUACCUGGAACAGCACAAUCUGAUACAAAAAAUGAUUUUCCACCAAGAAAUACAAAUAUUUACAUGUCUCAAAAUCGUUCAGAGCCAAUUUCAUCGAGAGUCAUUAAUGAUGGUCACGAAUCAUCAACAUUAAAUAGAAACUCACCAUUGUAUGCAAUACCACACGUUGGACGUGAUCAAAAAAGCAAUAAAAUAAAUUUAGAAUCGAAUCAAAAUUUCAUAAAAUCAAAUAUAGUUGAUAAUAUACAAAUGAUAAAUAGACAUACACCUAGUUCAUCAUAUACAACAACGUCAACUGGUAAUUCAGUACGCGGACAAGUACAAACAGCUGUUUCAAGUGCAUCAACAAUAUCACCAGAUGAUUUGACAAGUAAUGCACCAAGAAUAACAAGUUUACCACCAGGAGUUACGUCUGGUGUUGCUGGACCAGUUGUUUUAGCAAAACCAGGUGUUCCAUUGCUACAAAAAAAUAUUGAUAUUGAUGAUAAACAUAUUGAUGAUGAUAAUAAAAUAAGAACAUCAAGCCCUGGUGGUAAAACAGUUACUGGUAAAGGUUUAUUGCCUUAUAAUGUAACACCACCAAGACCAUCUGGUCCAACAGAAGCUGAAAGAAAAAUUGAAGAAUUAACAAGACAACUUGAAGAAGAAAUGGAAAAACAAGAAGAAGAAGGUGAAUAUUUUGGUAUUUGUCAUACUUGUGGAGAAAAAGUAACUGGUGCAGGACAGGCUUGUCAAGCAAUGGGAAAUCUUUAUCAUACAAAUUGUUUUAUUUGUUGCUCAUGUGGACGGGCUCUUAGAGGAAAAGCUUUCUACAAUGUUCAUGGAAAAGUGUAUUGUGAAGAAGACUAUUUGUACUCAGGCUUUCAACAAACUGCUGAAAAAUGUGCAAUUUGUGGGCAUCUUAUUAUGGAAAUGAUACUUCAAGCUAUGGGAAAAUCUUACCAUCCAGGAUGCUUUAGGUGUUGUGUAUGUAAUGAUUGUUUAGAUGGUGUGCCUUUUACGGUUGAUGUCGACAAUAAAAUUUAUUGUGUUAAUGAUUAUCAUCGUAUGUUCGCACCAAAGUGUGCUUCAUGUGGCAAAGGAAUAACACCGGUUGAGGGAACUGAAGAGACUGUACGAGUUGUUUCUAUGGAUCGUGAUUUUCAUGUUGAUUGCUAUGUUUGUGAAGAUUGUGGAAUGCAAUUAACUGAUGAACCAGACAAACGUUGUUAUCCACUUGAAGGAAGACUGAUGUGUCGAGCUUGUCAUAUUCAACGUAUAUCACAUACUCAACCACGAGCACCUCAACCAGUCUCAGCUAGUUAUCAAUUUAUGGGCUAAAAAAAAAUUAAAUCAAGUAAACAAAACGAUUAAAUAGACUCACAGUUUGUUCAUAAAAAUAUAAACAAGUAUUUAUAAAGUUAAAAAAUAUCUAUUUAUUACGUUUUUUUUUUUUGUUUUAAUACUAAUAAUUAUAGUUUAAUCAACAAAAAAAAAAAAAAAAAAUCCUGUUGUGAAGACAGCUGUGAUAAUGAUAGCAUAAUUUUCCAUAUCAUUUAUUUUUUUUAUACAUUCAAUUUUUUUUUUAUUUUUAAUUUUCUAUUAUAAAUUUAAAAUAAUGAUUAAUAAUUUGAUCAUAUUUCAAUUCAAAAAUUUAAUUAUAGAAUAAAAUGAAAACUUGAAAAUAUUCAUGAUAUAAAUCAUAUAUAAAUGUUCAGAAUGAAAAAAUUUUAAUAUUUGAUAUUAUCAUUUGUUGCACAAUUUACUAAGUGUUAAUCAAAGUAUAAAUGCUGAGAUUCACAAAUAAUAUUCAUAGUAAUAAUGAAUUGCUGGAAACACAAUACUCUUGUUUAAAUGAAAAAAAGUACUUAUUCAUGUUUCAUGUACAAAAAAAAUAUACCAUUGAUUAAGCUACAAUAACAAUUAAAAUAAAUUUUAAAAAAAACUUC
This is a messenger RNA of Aphidius gifuensis, 3846 nucleotides long. It is a transcript of the gene jub, whose product is annotated as LIM domain-containing protein jub. Gene Ontology annotation, molecular function: transcription corepressor activity. Gene Ontology annotation, biological process: response to hypoxia; positive regulation of miRNA-mediated gene silencing; regulation of DNA-templated transcription. Gene Ontology annotation, cellular component: nucleus; P-body; adherens junction. The record is from RefSeq and is a predicted model, not a curated record. Bases 773 to 3238 code for a protein of 821 amino acids. The transcript has 4 exons. NCBI's taxonomy places the organism in Eukaryota, Metazoa, Arthropoda, Insecta, Hymenoptera, Braconidae.